GAAAGAACACUCAUUAUCAAUUCUCCCACCCCAAGCUCAUCCUGUGACAGCAUUUUAUUACCAUCUUUUGCUGCACUGAAAUCAACUGGAUAUCGCCAUGAGUUUGUUGUUCUUUUGAAGUGGAGUUUCAAGGGCCCAAGGCCUUUCUAUUCUUAAAGCACUCAAAUUACUGUCUCACUGUGUUUUAGAUAAUCUUUUAGCUGUUGGAGUUCAAGAAUGGCAACAAAGUACAUUGUUGGUUCAGUGUUGGCAUCAUUUGCAGUUGCAUAUGUUUGUGAUGUUGUUAUUGCAGACAAGAAGGUGUUUGGAGGUACUACUCCACACACUGUUGCAAACAAUGAAUGGUGGAAAGAGACUGACAAAAAAUUCCAGGCAUGGCCUCGCACUGCUGGUCCCCCAGUGGUCAUGAACCCUAUCAGCCGCCAAAACUACAUUGUCAAGUCUUGAUUAAGAUGUUUGGUCUCUGUUUCCUUUCGAGUAGUUGUGUGGUAGUUCGAUUGUAAUAAACGUUUGUUUCUGCUUGUGCAGCUACGGGUGUUAUGUCUUGUAUCAGUGAAUCGACUGUUAAACUUGAAAGGAUACAUGAUCAAAUGGAUAAAAGUAGCUACUUGUGUCUUUUAACUUGUAAUGUUGAUUCUCAGCUCUCUUUGCAGCUUUAUUUCUGGCUAAAAUGAUAAAUUUAUGUAAGAUGGGAAUACCCGUGCGUUUUAGAUCUUAUGUUACAUUGUAUAUGUAGGAAAGAGUUCAUCUGUAUUUGUGUGUGUUUUUCUUUUGUAAUCGGAAGAGUUCAUCUACCAGAAAUAUGUA
Solanum lycopersicum (tomato) is the source of this 807-nucleotide messenger RNA. The record is from RefSeq and is a predicted model, not a curated record. Lineage: Eukaryota; Viridiplantae; Streptophyta; Magnoliopsida; Solanales; Solanaceae.